This is a messenger RNA of Linum tenue, 126 nucleotides long. The record is from the annotation of a GenBank genome assembly. Lineage: Eukaryota; Viridiplantae; Streptophyta; Magnoliopsida; Malpighiales; Linaceae.
AUGGAUCUGUUUUCCAGCCAUCUGGACGUGCUGCUGCAGGUGGACUUCUUCGAGAUCACCUUGGCAGGUGUCUGGGGGCGUUUUCUUCCAAUCUUGGGGUGUGCUCAAUCACCAGAGCAGAACUGA